This is a messenger RNA of Durio zibethinus, 2512 nucleotides long. RefSeq names its product ferric reduction oxidase 2-like. Gene Ontology annotation, molecular function: ferric-chelate reductase activity. Gene Ontology annotation, cellular component: plasma membrane. Lineage: Eukaryota; Viridiplantae; Streptophyta; Magnoliopsida; Malvales; Malvaceae. The record is from RefSeq and is a predicted model, not a curated record.
AAUAAAUAUUUAUCCUUUCCUUAAAAUUUGGAUGAAUUAUUUAAUUAUAAAUAAAUUCUUCUCUAUAUAUACUCAUCAUUCCACUGAAAUUCUCUCAAGAAAAUACUCAAAAACUCCCCCAAGGUAGAAAUGGAUUCCAGGGUGGUACGGGCAGCAAUAAGGGUGCUAUUGACUGUCGUAUUUCUUGGGAUUUGUAUGAUGUGGAUCUUGGUACCAACAAACACCUACAGGCAAAAAUGGAGGCCUAGCAUUUCCAAAAAGGUUGUUUCGACAUAUUUUGGAAAACAAGGUUUAAAUAUGUUGAUUUGGACUUUUCCUGUCCUCCUCGUUGCUACUUUGGGCUCCUUGUACCUUCACUUGGGAAAGAACUUGACUGAAAACGUUUCACAAAGCAAUGACAAAAAACAUCGGCUGGCGGUAUGGAAGAGGCCCAUUUUAGUGAAAGGUCCCCUGGGGAUUGUUUCAGGAAUAGAGUUAGCCUUCUUGAUCAUGUUUAUCGCUCUCCUGAUUUGGACACUCGGAACUUACUUACAUAAUGGGUUACCUACCAUCACUCCAGAAGUAGCAGCAAAAGAUGGAGCAAAAGUAUGGCAAAUGAAAUUACAGCAGGUUGCAUUGCGGAUAGGCCUUGUUGGGAACAUAUGCCUAGCGUUUCUCUUCUACCCCGUGGCUCGUGGCUCAUCGGUGCUGCCGCUGUUCGGUCUAACCUCGGAGGGCAGCAUCAAGUACCACAUAUGGCUCGGACACAUUACCAUGGUUCUUUUCACAAGUCACGGAACUUGCUACAUCACUUAUUGGGCUGUUACGGGCCACAUAUCUGAGAUGAUAAAAUGGAGUUAUUCCGAUAUAUCAAAUGUGGCCGGAGAGAUAUCAUUGCUGGGUGGCUUAAUCUUGUGGGCAGCAACCUUCCCUCAAAUCAGACGAAAAACGUUUGAGCUCUUCUUUUAUACUCAUUACCUUUACAUAAUCUUUGUAUUCUUCUUCAUCCUCCAUGUUGGCAUUGGUUACUCCUUCAUUAUGCUUCCUGGAUUUUACCUCUUCAUCAUUGAUCGUUACCUGAGAUUCUUGCAAUCUCGAAGGAGUGUUCGCCUACUUUCUGCUCGAGUUUUACCCUGUCAUACUCUGGAACUUAAUUUCGCCAAAAGCCCUGGUUUGAGCUAUAACCCGACAAGUAUUAUGUUCCUGAAUGUGCCUAGCAUUUCUAAGCUGCAAUGGCAUCCAUUUACAAUCAGUUCAAACAGUAGGUUGGAGCCAGAAAAACUCAGUGUGAUCAUUAAAAGUGAAGGAAGUUGGUCGACCAAGCUCUACCAGAUGCUGUCAUCUCCUUCUCCAAUUGAUCGUCUUGACAUCUCUAUUGAAGGACCUUAUGGACCUGCAUCAAACCAUUUCCUAAGGCAUGACACCCUUGUGAUGGUGAGCGGAGGAAGUGGAAUAACUCCAUUUAUAUCCAUAAUCCGAGAGAUCAUCUUCUGGAGCAAAACAUCUCAACGCAAGACACCGGAUAUCAUCCUAAUUGCUGCAUUCAAGUGCUCUUCGGACCUGACCAUGCUAAACCUCUUGCUACCUAUGGCCGGUUCUCCAUCUGAAAUUUCUAACCUGCAGCUUCAAAUUGAAGCUUACGUAACAAGGGAGAAAGAACCAACAAUUGAUAACUCAAAACGAGUUCGUUCCAUGUGGUUCAAGCCCCAUCAAACAGAUAUACCUAUGGCUGCCAUUUUAGGUCCGAACAGCUGGAUCUGGCUCGGUGCCAUAAUAUCAUCUUCAUUCAUCAUUUUCCUUAUCUUAAUUGGGAUCAUCACCCGCUACUAUAUUUAUCCAAUUGAUCACAACAAAAAUGAAUUCUCAAGAUCUAAAACAGCUGUGUUGAAUCUGUUGGCUAUAUGUGCCUCCAUAGCUGCAACAGCUAGUGUAGCGGUUUUUUGGAACAAGAGACAGUAUGCCAGGGAAGCAAAGCAGAUACAAAACAUGGAAGGGCAAACCCUAGAAGGAUCAAAUAACUUGAUGCUUUAUAAUGCUGAUAGAGAAUUGGAAAGCCUUCCUCACCAGUCUGUUGCAGAAGCUACCAAAAUUCACUAUGGACAGAGACCUGACUUAAAGAGAAUGCUUUUUGAAUGUAAAGGAUCAAGCAUUGGUGUUCUUGUUUGCGGUCCAAAGAAACUGAGGCAUGAUGUUGCAGCAAUCUGCUCAUCUGGUCUGGCAGAUAAUCUGCAUUUUGAGUCUAUCAGUUUCAGCUGGUGAUUACUGUUUUCUAUCCAGUGUUGAAAUUGUCUGCGUUGGGAAGAUUUGUUGUGGUUAUUAGUAAUUUGACGCUCAGCAUUUGUUCUAAGAUUGUAUGGGUUUCUUUCUCGUUCGCAUACGGCCAUUUUGGAUCUUUCAUGCAAAUUUUCUUGCCACAUGAGAGUAUGGGAUUCUACAUUAAGUUGUUAAUGAAUAACCUGCUCAAUCUUACUUUUUUUCCCACUUUGAAUGGUCAAGAUUUUUUUUUAUAAAAAAAAAAUUAAAUUUUAUCAUC